UUCGUUUCCAAGAUGGCGGAGUACGAUCUGACCACCAAAAUUGCGCAUUUUUUAGACCGGCAUUUGGUCUUUCCGCUGCUGGAAUUUCUUUCUGUCAAAGAGAUCUACAAUGAGAAAGAACUUCUUCAAGGGAAGCUGGAUCUUCUCAGCGACACAAACAUGGUGGACUUUGCUAUGGAUGUAUACAAGAACCUCUAUGCUGAUAAAGACAUUCCACAUUCCCUAAGAGAGAAAAGAACGACAGUAGUAGCCCAGUUGAAGCAGCUUCAGUCUGAGACUGAGCCCAUUGUGAAGAUGUUUGAAGAUCCAGAGACUCAGAGACAAAUGCAGUCCACCAGGGAUGGAAGGAUGCUGUUUGAAUAUUUGGCAGAAAAACAUGCUUUUCGUCAGGAAUAUUUGGAUACGCUUUACCGUUAUGCCAAAUUCCAAUACGAGUGUGGAAACUACUCGGGUGCAGCUGAGUAUCUGUACUUCUUCCGUGUUCUAGUUCCCUCAACAGACAGAAACGCUUUAAGCUCUCUCUGGGGAAAACUGGCGUCUGAGAUCCUCAUGCAGAACUGGGAGGCGGCAAUGGAGGACCUGACCCGUUUACGAGAGACCAUCGAUAACAACUCGGUGAGUUCUCCUCUUCAGUCUCUGCAGCAGAGGACGUGGCUCAUUCACUGGUCUCUGUUUGUCUUUUUUAACCAUCCCAAAGGCAGAGACAACAUCAUUGAACUAUUCCUGUAUCAGCCCCAGUACCUUAACGCAAUUCAGACCAUGUGCCCCCACAUUCUACGUUACCUAACUACAGCCGUCAUAACCAACAAAGAUGUGAGGAAACGACGACAGGUUCUCAAAGACCUUGUAAAAGUCAUCCAACAGGAGUCGUAUACGUACAAGGAUCCCAUCACAGAGUUUGUGGAGUGCCUCUACGUUAACUUUGAUUUCGACAGCGCUCAGAAAAAGCUGAGGGAAUGCGAGUCGGUGCUGGUGAACGACUUUUUCCUGGUAGCCUGCUUAGAGGAUUUCAUCGAAAACGCGCGCCUGUUCAUAUUCGAGACGUUCUGUCGGAUCCAUCAGUGCAUCAGCAUCAGCAUGUUGGCAGAUAAGCUGAAUAUGACCCCCGAGGAGGCUGAGAGAUGGAUUGUCAAUCUUAUCCGCAAUGCCAGGCUGGAUGCCAAAAUCGACUCCAAACUGGGUCACGUGGUGAUGGGCAACAACGCUGUGUCGCCGUAUCAGCAAGUGAUUGAGAAGACCAAGAGUUUGUCCUUCCGCAGUCAAAUGUUGGCCAUGAACAUUGAGAAGAAGAUCAGCCACAGUAGCAGAAAUGAGACUCCAAACUGGGCGGGUCAAGAGACUGGCUUCUAUUAGACCAGCAGCAAAAAAAAAAUUAACAUUGGAUCAACUGUUGUGUUCAUCGGUCACAACUUAUUAUUUAACUAACUUUUACAUAGGUUUGUAUUUAUAUAGGAUCAUUUUUAAAAGACAUUUUCACCGGGUCAUGAAGGGCUGUGGAUAUGGAAAAUCCUAGCCGUAUGUUUUAUGUAUUUUUAUGAAGGAGGAGUACCUGGGAGUUUUAAAUCAUUGUGAAUAUUCCAGUUGUAUGUGGUCUCAAGAAUAUUUCUGUUUGCAUACAUCAAAAUAAACACACAUUGUGUUUGGAUGAUUGUUUCAUCUUCAGCAACUUAAAUUUAUCAGCCUGUUAUUUCCCAGGAAUGAGCUCACAAUUCUUGGCACUGACUGCAAGAGAGGCAUGCGCUUGAUCAGAUAGAGAUUGAAUGAACUCAAGGUAAAUCUACCAUACUUUGGAAAAUUAUUCAGUAAUUUACUAAAUCUAUUCCAGACAUUGAAAGUCAGGAAUUUUUUUAAAAAAUUGUCCCAAACCAUGGAAUAUCUGGGAUUUUGUUUGUUGCUUUAAAGGGGACAUAUCAUGAAAAUCCUACUUUUUCCAUGUUUAAUUGCCAUAAUUGGGUCCCCAGUGCUUCUAUCAACCUAGAAAAUGUGAACAUGAUCAACCCAGUAGCUUAGUUUUGGUAAACCAUUCUCUGCAAGCAUGUGAAAAAAUGGGCAAUUGAAAUUUGGCUCCCCUUGUGAUGUCAGAAGGGGAUAAUACCACCCCUUAAUCUGCACUAUCCAACCACUGCACUGCCAUUUAGUGCAGAGAUCAGCUCACUUGCAUUUUAAAGGACACACCCAAAAACGGCACAUUUUUGUGCACACCUACAAAGUGACAAUUUUAACAUGCUAUAACAAAAUAUCUAUAUGGUAUUAUGGAGUUAAAACUUUUCAUACAUACUCUGGGGACACCAAAGAUUUAUUUUACAUCUUUAAAAGUCUUGUGAAAUGUCCCCUUUAAAUUUUAGAUUGCAUUUAUCAAAAUGUAAUCUGCUUGUUAAGUUGUUACGUAAGGAAUGCCAUUUUCGGGUCCAAGCCUCCACUGAUUUCAAGUGAGACUACAAUCUAAACAGCCAUUUAUGGACAUUGUUUAUUAACUUCAUGCAUUUAAGCAAACAUUUAUAAACUCCGUGUACACUACAUUAUCAGGCUCAUGGGAUCUCAGACAUAGGUCAUGAAAGUUUUGCUUUUGAGUCAGAAAAGUCAUGAUAUUUGGCUUGGAGUGUGAACCCUGUCCAAUGUCAUAUUAUUACUAAUGUAAGUUAUAAUUAAUCACCAAAAUUGUAUUAUUCACUUGUUCUGUAUGCUGAAUUGUGCCGCAAAAAACAAAUAUUUGUUUGAUACAUUAAAUAUUUCUUGACUUUG
This is a messenger RNA of Paramisgurnus dabryanus, 2742 nucleotides long. RefSeq names its product eukaryotic translation initiation factor 3, subunit E, b (gene eif3eb). Lineage: Eukaryota; Metazoa; Chordata; Actinopteri; Cypriniformes; Cobitidae. The record is from RefSeq and is a predicted model, not a curated record. Gene Ontology annotation, cellular component: eukaryotic translation initiation factor 3 complex; cytoplasm. Gene Ontology annotation, molecular function: translation initiation factor activity.